Hyposmocoma kahamanoa is the source of this 1116-nucleotide messenger RNA. RefSeq names its product pyrroline-5-carboxylate reductase-like. The record is from RefSeq and is a predicted model, not a curated record. Gene Ontology annotation, biological process: L-proline biosynthetic process. The transcript is spliced from 7 exons. Lineage: Eukaryota; Metazoa; Arthropoda; Insecta; Lepidoptera; Cosmopterigidae. The coding region runs from base 207 to 1049 and encodes 280 amino acids. Gene Ontology annotation, molecular function: pyrroline-5-carboxylate reductase activity.
CAUGUCCAUUUGAUACACACGUUUGAACUAUUUUAUUAAACAAUAUACCUAGUUAAUAAAAAAUCAUUUCAAUGAUCUCAUUGUGUAAAUAUUAAUAAUUGUGUUGCAAAUUCGACCAUUUGUGUAAUUAAAAGGUAUUUGUAUAUGCAUGAAUACCUAAACAAGUGUUGUUAAAAGUUUGUGGAGUUUGGAAAAAAUAUAUCAAAAUGAUUAAAUUAUCGUUCACGGAAGCAAUGAAGAUCGGUUUUAUCGGAGGCGGCCGAUUGGCAUUUGCCCUAGCCAACGGAUUCAUAUCUGCAGGUUUGGCAAAACCCGAUGAGAUCACAGCGAGUUGUCAUCCUUCAGACUUGGCCAGUGCCGAAGCAUUUAAGAGCCUAGGAUCAACAGCGCUAUUCGAGAACAAACCGGUGGUAGAGAGAUCUGAAGUAGUCAUCGUGUCGGUGAAGCCUGAUGUAGUCGUGCCAGUGUUAAGAGAAGUCAGGGACUUGCCGUCUGCCAAGAACAAGCUGUUCAUUUCUGUGGCGAUGGGAGUAUCUAUCGCUAGCAUUGAGAAGGCCCUCCCUCCAGAAGCGCGUGUAAUACGCGUAAUGCCAAACACACCAGCGUUGGUCAAAGAGGGUGCUGCAGCACUUGCCAGAGGAUCAAAAGCUACCCCUAACGACGCGGAUCUUGGUCGAAAACUGUUCAGCUCAGUUGGCACUUGUGAUGAAGUACCAGAAUACCAGAUGGAUGCAAUUACGGCUUUGAGUGGGAGUGGGCCGGCUUAUGUGUAUAUGAUGAUAGAAGCAUUAGCAGAAGGUGGAGUCAGAUGCGGACUUCCCCGCGACCUGGCUCUCAAGUUGGCCUCACAAACUACGCUAGGCUCGGCCGCCAUGUUGCGUACCGGAGGCCAUCCUGCUGUCAUGAAGGACAAUGUGACUAGUCCAGCCGGAUCUACCGCUGAAGGAACUUACUUUUUAGAAGAACAUGGGUUCCGUGCUGCAGUUAUAGGGGCGGUGAAAUCAGCCGCAGACCGAUGUAAAGUAGUCAAUCAACAGCUUAACAACUGAUAUUGGAUCAUUAUGUCAUAGGGCAAUUAAUUUAUAAAAUUUCUGUUACAAUAAAAUAUUUUAUUCU